Mobula hypostoma (lesser devil ray) is the source of this 3396-nucleotide messenger RNA. RefSeq names its product claudin 2 (gene cldn2). Gene Ontology annotation, molecular function: structural molecule activity. Lineage: Eukaryota; Metazoa; Chordata; Chondrichthyes; Myliobatiformes; Myliobatidae. Gene Ontology annotation, cellular component: bicellular tight junction; plasma membrane. The coding region runs from base 1 to 708 and encodes 235 amino acids. The transcript has a single exon. The record is from RefSeq and is a predicted model, not a curated record. Gene Ontology annotation, biological process: cell adhesion; bicellular tight junction assembly.
AUGGCUAACACUGCCAUGCAACUGGUAGCCUUGAUUGUGUGCAUAAUUGGCAUGAUUGGGACAUUGUCUGCUACUAUUAUGCCACAGUGGAGUAUCACAGCACACAUUGGAUCAAACGUUAUAACUGCCAUUAUCUACAUGAAAGGGUUGUGGUGGACGUGUGCCAUGUUUAGCACUGGUGUCUUUCAGUGUGAGACCUACAACUCUGUUUUGGAACUUCCAACUGAUCUUCAGGCUGCUCGAGCCCUGAUGGUCAUCUCCGUUGCCGUCUCAAUGCUCGCUAUUACAGUCUCCGUGGUUGGCAUGAAAUGUACUGUGUGUGCCAGGGAUUCUCCAAUAAAGGACAAGGUUGCUGGAACGGGAGGAGUUUUGUUUAUCAUAGCAGGACUUAUGGGCUUGAUACCUGUGGCAUGGACAAUGAAUGAAGUGAUAAGGAGCUUCCAUGACCCCUUAAUUCCAAGUGACCUCAAGUUUGAAAUUGGUGAGUCCUUGUACCUUGGGGUUGUUGCUGCUGGUUUGACCAUCAUUGGCGGAGUCAUGCUGUCCCUGUCAUUUAUAGAUACAAAAUCUGAUCACUACAGAAGACGACCAAUGUCCUACCAAAAUCCUGCAACAAACCGUUCUGCUCCUCCACGGUCAGCUGCAUCUCUUCAUUCAAAAGCACCAAAAUCAGAAUUCAACUCUUACAAUCUGACUGGUUACGUGUAAGUUCAGUUGCAUAUUCAGUGGCAGUGUGAGAAUCACAGUGAUGUUACUUAAACGAGUAAUUAUAAAGGCUAUUCUUUAUAGUAAAAUCAUUCUCCAUGAGGGAAUAAUUUACAUUCAGCUGUCAAGACCUUUGCAAAAUAAAGAUUAAAAAUAUCCAUUUAUAGCACGCGAAUGAUUAUAUACUCAUUUUUAAUUAAAGAUAAUCAAUUUUUCCAAAGUAUUUGAGAAUGAGUGAAGUAAUUUUCUAGGAUAGAAGUAAAACUGGUUGGCGAGAUUGAAACUUAAAGAAGCAUGGUUUCUUCCUGCUUUUACUCGUAGGUGGAAGGAUAUUGCCUGAAAUGCUUGGGGACUUGAUGCUAUUUAAAAUUAGCUCUAGGUUAUGUGUAAAAAUGACCGCAGAAUAAAUAAAUUACAUUUUGUUGAAGGGAAAAUCAUGGAUAUUGGUGCAGAUUUUUCACCAGGAUUAGUUUUCAUAUGAAUGAUUGAUUACUAAUGAGGAACUAUCCAUGUAACAGAUCUAUUGCUGUGAAGGACAGUUUUUAAAAUAGCAUUUUAUUUCUGAUGCCACAAUGAAACAGGGCUUAAAAUUCUUCAAAAAUACAUGUUAAAAUUAUAGAUUUAAAGUAAGUCAAUGUGACGCACUGACACUUAUCCCUUUGGUUCAGUAGCUCUCCCAUUCUAACAAUUAUUUCAAAUAGAAUAAGGCACAAUGAUUUUUUUCUCAUCAAAGGUGAGAUCUAUAAAUAAUUAAUACCUCAAUUAUUAAUUAUUUAUAGCUGUCACCUCCUGUUUACAAUAUUUCCAGUUAAUUUUAGUUAAUAUCCCCAGAAAAAGUUCCUUACUAAAUUUGAAUAUUUUAAAAUAAUAAUACUUCUUUACUAUUGAACAGUAGUGCAUUAUGCACCCAGAAAAGAGUUGGGUGAAGCAUUCCCCAAGUUAUUUCAGCAGCUGUGUUGUCAGUGUCAUAAAAGCUCCAUCAUUUUACUACCUUACCCAUUUACUCAGAUUUGCCUGUUCCAAAAUAAUACAUCAGUUUGCUUAACAAUUUGCUUGACAAUUUUUAUCCAUGAUUUAAAUACCCAAUAAGUUUUACGGUGCAAUGCAGGAGAUCAACAUUUCAUACCAAUUCAAUUUGGUAUACAGAUAAUUCACAGAGAAGCAUUCAUAGGAAACCAUAAAAUGUCUUGCAUUGCUUUUAAGUUGGUUAAUUUGUCAAUCAUAAAAAAUGAUCCAAUUUAAUGCAAGAGCAACAUUGUAUGAUUACUUGCCCAGUAGCAGAAGAAUUAAAUGGUGUGGUGUCUUGUAAAGUAGGACAAUAUUCAUAUUGGCAAUUAUUACAUUUAUUACAAGUUAAUUGUUACAUUAUAAAAGUAACAUGGUAACUUGGGUUGAAAGGGCUAAACCAAACAUGAAAGAUCUACAUUUAGCAAAGAAGUGAUCAGUAAGAUCCCUAUUUAUGAUAGCCUUUUAUUUUCUCAGCCUUGAAAGCGUAUAGUUAACUAGUUGAAUAGUCUGCAGUGCCCUAUUGCUCAGGAUCAUUUCUGAGAUUGUUGGCACUUAUGAGAUAUUCUUCAGACCAUGUGAGCAUAGAACAUAGAACAGUACAGCACAGGAACUUUUUUGAAAAGAAUAUAAUACUCUAUUUUAUACCAUGUUGAGAAUUUUAAUGGAUGUGAGUAUUGAAUGCAAUAACAUCCAUUGAUUAAGAUGUCAUUGUAAAUUGUUUAGCUUUGCCACCAGUCUCUGUGGUGAGAAUAAUGUCAAUAGCAAAAUAAAUGUUCUCAGGGGCCUUUCACACUAUGUACGUACAGGCCCUAGUGAAUGCCUGCUCCACCAUGGCUUCUCAGGAAUUCCCAUGUCAGGGUGACAUAAACUGACUGCUCAACCGAUAACACUUGGCUAUUGUCUUCAACUCAGUCUGUCAGUGGAAACAAACAUUCAGCAUGUUAUUGCUGAAUCGAAUUUGGACAUUAUGUGGUGUUCUCACACAUCAGAGUAGUACUUUGGCAUGUAUCCAUUCGGUAACAUUCCAAAAGUGCAAAUGGAAUCCUCACAUCCUUCCCUGGUGUCAGCCAUCGCAGUACUCUCCACUUCAACUGAUUAGAAACUUGUCGUACAACAAGAGUUACAAACAAACUGUUGUUGGGUCUUUGUAUAAGUAUUUGUUUAAAAGAACCUACACUCAAAGAAACAACAAGGGCCUUGCAUGAUACUGAUUAUGCUUGUCCAAUUCUUCAGCAAAACAAAGCUGUGUUGGUUCUCAAGAAAGAUUAUGUGGACUUUGAGACUAUGGCUAAUUUUCUUGAAGCUGUAAAAGUUAAAUACUUGGAGCUUAUGCCAAUUUAUUUUGUGAACUCUAAACUUUAUACACUAAUUUUGAUUUUAACUAUUGAAAAUAAUAAUAUUCCUUUUUGUUAGGCAUUUGGAAAAUUACUACAAGAUAUUAACUUUAGAAUAUUUUAAAAUGGAGUCAAAUUACUGUUCUGUUAAAACUUCAUUAACUGCAAGUUACUAUUGUUAUUACUGAUUUGAGUUUCUCAGGAAUGUUGAAGAUGAAAUUGAUGUGUGAUUUUUUUACUUUCUCUCACUUUUUGAUAAUUUCCUUAAUAUUAUAAAUUUAAAUGUAAAAUGUCAUUGGUGAUUAGCAAUUGUAAUCAAUAUUUACUGGAAAAAAAUAAAACACAUUGA